AUGGAAGUUGCAAAGGUUAACUGGAAUUCUUGGAUGCCCAGCGAAGAUGCGCUGAUGAACCUCGUUGAUGACAAAGUAGUUUCACAGAGCCUCAAGACAUUGACUAGAAUCUGCUACGUUCGGCUGUGCAAGCAUGAGGAUUAUGACGAGGUGAUCCGCUGCUGCGCGGUACUCUUAAAUAUGGAGGCUUUAAAGUGGUGUGAUAUGGGUUUAAUAAUGGGCGCUCCGAUUUCCGGCAACGUGCUCGCGUACCUUGCCAGUGCGGUGCAUCAUCGAUUGAUCGACAAAGCUGAGAAUUUUUAUGAAUCUUCGACCACGUCUGUCGCGGACAUAGACGAUUCCUCGGCAGGUCUUCCCAACCCUGCCUCUUUGAACCUGAACGUUUGCGAAGAUGUGAAGCGACUGCCUGUUCAGCGAAUUAGCUGCCCAAGCGUUAUGCAGUUCAGGGAACACUAUCUGACUACUCGAACCCCGGUGAUCAUCACCGAUGCGAUGUGCACAUGGCCCGCUUUGAAGAAAUGGAGCAUACCCUAUCUUCUCUCGAAGAUGGCCUACCGGACUGUACCCAUUGAAAUCGGCUCAAAGUACAGUGACGACGACUGGUCUCAGAAGUUGUUGCCGUUCCACCAGUUCAUCGCUGACUACAUAACCAAGCACGGCAACGUCGGCUACUUGGCUCAGCACGAAUUGUUCGAGCAGAUCGUUGACCUUGCUGAAGAUAUCAAUAUACCAGACUACUGUUGUCUUCUGAGUUCUCCGGACGAUGUUGACAUCAAUGCAUGGUUUGGUCCAAGUGGAACAGUUUCUCCCUUGCAUACUGAUCCGAGGGACAACAUCUUUGCUCAGGUGAUGGGCAGUAAAUACGUAUCGAUGUGUUCCCCUCUUGAAACGUCCAAAGUGUACCCAUAUGACAGUCCACUUUUGUUCAAUACCUGCCAGGUAGACGUUGAACAUCCGGACUUUGAAAAGUUUCCAAAAUUUCGUGACAUCACCCUCUACAACUGUGUGCUGCGCCCUGGCGAACUGCUGUAUAUUCCUUUCAAGUGGUGGCAUUAUCUUCGAAGUUUGGAAACAAGCUUUUCUAUCAGCUUCUGGUUCGGAGAGUAA
Messenger RNA from Soboliphyme baturini, 1107 nucleotides. NCBI's taxonomy places the organism in Eukaryota, Metazoa, Nematoda, Enoplea, Dioctophymatida, Soboliphymatidae. The record is from the annotation of a GenBank genome assembly.